GUCCCGCCUCCAGGCGCGCGCCCUCCCACGCGCCACGUGCUCUCUCUGGAGGGCGGCGCCGUGGGCCGAGCCGAGAAGAUGUACUUGCUGCCUCUUCCGGCUGCCGCGCGAGUCGCGCUCCGCCGCCUGGGAGUAAGAGGUCUCUGGGAUCGGGGUCUGUCCACUGCAGACAUGACGAAGGGCCUUGUUUUAGGAAUUUAUUCCAAAGACAAAGAUGAUGACUUGCCACAGUUUACAAGUGCAGGAGAGAGUUUUAAUAAGUUGGUGUCUGGAAAGCUGAGGGAAAUGUUGAACAUAUCUGGACCUCCUCUCAAGGCAGGCAAAACCCGAACCUUCUAUGGUCUGCAUCAGGACUUCCCCAGCGUGGUGGUUGUUGGCCUUGGCAAGAGAUCUGCUGGAGUUGAUGACCAGGAAAACUGGCAUGAAGGCAAAGAAAACAUCAGAGCUGCUGUUGCAGCUGGAUGCAGGCAGGUCCAAGACCUGGAGCUGCCAUCAGUGGAGGUGGAUCCCUGCGGAGAUGCUCAGGCUGCUGCAGAAGGAGCUGUGCUCGGUCUCUAUGAGUAUGAUGACCUAAAGCAGAAGAAGAAGGUGGCCGUGUCGGCCAAGCUCCAUGGAAGCGGUGAUCUCGAGGCCUGGGAGAAAGGGGUCCUCUUUGCUUCUGGGCAGAACUUGGCCCGCCAGCUGAUGGAAUCUCCAGCCAACGAGAUGACGCCAACCAGAUUUGCUGAAAUUAUUGAAAAAAAUCUCAAAAGUGCCAGUAGUAAAACAGAGGUCCAUAUCAGACCCAAGUCCUGGAUAGAGGAACAAGAAAUGGGUUCGUUCCUAAGUGUAGCCAAGGGGUCUGAAGAACCACCAGUCUUCUUGGAAAUCCACUACACAGGCAGCCCCAAUGCAACUGAAGCACCCCUGGUGUUUGUGGGAAAGGGCAUUACCUUUGACAGUGGCGGUAUCUCCAUCAAGGCUUCUGCAAAUAUGGACCUCAUGCGGGCUGAUAUGGGAGGAGCUGCAACAAUAUGCUCGGCCAUUGUGUCAGCAGCAAAGCUCAAUUUGCCCAUUAAUAUCAUAGGUUUGGCCCCUCUUUGUGAAAAUAUGCCUAGCGGCAAGGCCAACAAACCAGGGGAUGUUGUCAGAGCCAGGAAUGGGAAGACCAUUCAGGUUGAUAACACAGACGCUGAGGGCAGGCUCAUCCUGGCUGAUGCACUCUGUUAUGCACACACCUUCAAUCCCAAGAUCAUCAUCAAUGCUGCCACCUUAACAGGUGCCAUGGACGUAGCCCUGGGAUCAGGUGCCACUGGAGUCUUUACCAAUUCGUCCUGGCUGUGGAACAAACUAUUUGAGGCCAGCAUAGAAACUGGGGACCGAGUCUGGAGGAUGCCUCUCUUUGAGCAUUAUACAAGACAAGUCAUAGAUUGCCAGCUUGCUGAUGUCAACAAUCUUGGAAAAUACAGAUCUGCAGGUGCAUGUACAGCUGCGGCAUUCCUGCGAGAGUUUGUGACUCAUACGAAGUGGGCACAUUUAGACAUAGCAGGUGUGAUGACCAACAAAGAUGAGAUUCCCUACCUGCGGAAGGGAAUGAGUGGGCGGCCUACAAGGACCCUGAUUGAGUUCUUACUUCGCUUCAGUAAAGACAGUUCUUAGUUCAAACACUCAGAAAUUCCUCCAUCUGUCUUGAAUUGGAUAUUUGGCCUUCAAAAUAUUUUUGAAUGAAUGAAAAUCUUUUAAAGACAAAAAUGAAUGUUGUUCUUUUUUUAAUCUUAAUUUUUGGAAUAUUUUAGUAUGCUUGAAUCAUGGAAAUCUAAAUGAUAUAUAUGAGUUAAUAUAGGUCCUUUAAACUAUUAAAACAUCUUGUAAUAAUAUGUAUUUUCAAGCAAAAUUUACUAUUUUUACAAGACAGGAAAAAAUCUAAGUCCAUAAAAAUGGACAAAGGGAGCCAGGCAUGGUGGUGCACAGCUUUGAUCCCAACAUUUGGGAGGCAGAGGCAGCUGGAUUUCUGAUUUUGAGACCAUUGUGGUCUAUAGAAUGAAUUCAAAGAUAGCCAUGGCUAUAACAGAGAAAACCUGUCACAGAAAAGGGAAAAAAAGAAAAAAAGCACACUGCCACCAACAAAAUGUACAAAGGAAAAUAUAAUUAAUGACUUGGUUACAUUUUCCAAGUUUUGAUUCUUAAGGCAGAUUAUUUAAGUGUUCAUAUAACUUUCAAAAUCUAGAUCCAAUGCAGUAAAUAAAUUACAAUAUUUCCUUCUGAUAA
Molecule: messenger RNA, 2247 nt
Organism: Grammomys surdaster
Lineage: Eukaryota; Metazoa; Chordata; Mammalia; Rodentia; Muridae
Gene: Lap3
Product: leucine aminopeptidase 3
Exons: 13
Coding region: 79-1638 (519 amino acids)
Biological process (GO): proteolysis
Cellular component (GO): cytoplasm
Molecular function (GO): metalloaminopeptidase activity; manganese ion binding
Source: RefSeq, a predicted model, not a curated record